Paraphaeosphaeria sporulosa is the source of this 3128-nucleotide messenger RNA. RefSeq lists its product as uncharacterized. Gene Ontology annotation, cellular component: cell periphery; cell septum. Lineage: Eukaryota; Fungi; Ascomycota; Dothideomycetes; Pleosporales; Didymosphaeriaceae. Bases 160 to 2922 code for a protein of 920 amino acids. The record is from RefSeq and is a predicted model, not a curated record. Gene Ontology annotation, molecular function: chitin synthase activity. The transcript has 4 exons.
CUUGGUCUUAUCAUUCCUGCCCUAUAGCUAGACAGCCACCCUGCCAUUUGACGUCGUCGCCAGUGCAGCGCUGCAUUCGCCUGCUCAACAACCUUAACUAUCGCUAUCGCGCGGAGGACGCUGUCACGGUCGCUAACUGCUCACCACCUAGACGAAAGCAUGGAUCCGCGACGGCCAGGUCGCACGCCCUCGCCAGGGCACCCGCUGCAGAACUACCAGCUUGACGACUAUUCACAUUCGCAAGCCGGCCCGCUAGAGAUUCCCAUGGGACCUGGGCCUGGUCCCGGCACGCCAGGCGACAGGCUCCAAAUACAGCCGAGUUAUUCGGUGGAGAACAUACCGUACGGAGCGACCGACUACCACGACGAUUACACAUCGCAUCCGCAGCCGCAUCGUCAGGACAGCAAUUACUCGCUUGAUCCCCAGGCGCAUCACGAUGCGUACUACAACCCGCCGUACGAUCCCUCACCACACGACGAGAGCCCGCAUCCAUAUGGCUCACAGCCCGACCACUACUGGCAAGACGAUGACAGGCGGCCUAUGAUAGGCGGUGCGAACUCGUACGGGCCAGAUCCGCAUGACCCACUUGACCACGAUGAAUACCACCCGGGCGACGACAGCCACCUGCAAGCCGAGAACCCGUUCCACGACGAGCCGCAGCCCACUCCGAGCCCUGCGCCUAUAAAGCGAUGGAAGACGGUGAAGGAGGUCCAGCUGUUCAAAGGAAACCUGGUGCUUGACUGCCCAAUUCCGCCACGGCUACUCAACCAGGUCCAGCAUGCACAGCCUCCAGAGCGCGAUGAGUUCACGCACAUGCGCUACUCAGCCGCCACGUGCGACCCUUCUCAUUUCGACGAGGAGCGCUUUACACUGCGGCAGAAGCUCUUCGCAAAGCCGAGGCACACUGAAUUGUUCAUCGUUAUUACCAUGUACAACGAGGAAGACGAACUGUUUGCGCGGACCAUGAUCGGUGUCAUCAAGAAUAUCGAGUACAUGAACUCGCGGACAAACAGUAAGACGUGGGGCAAGGACGCCUGGAAGAAGAUUGUGGUGUGUGUCGUCAGCGACGGACGUGCUAAGAUCAACCCAAGAACGCGGGCCGUCCUAGCAGCGCUCGGUGUCUAUCAGGAUGGCAUUGCCAAGCAGCAAGUCAACGGCAAAGACGUGACUGCACAUAUCUACGAGUAUACUACCCAAAUGACCCUCGACAUUAAAAAGGGUGUGGUUGGUGUUAAAAAGGGAAACACACCUGUGCAGAUGCUUUUUUGUCUGAAAGAGAAGAACCAGAAGAAGAUCAAUUCGCACAGAUGGUUCUUCCAAGCAUUUGGAGCGGUGCUAGAUCCGAACAUUUGCGUGCUUCUGGAUGCUGGAACGAAACCUGGCAAAGACUCUAUUUACCACCUAUGGAAAGCGUUCGACCUGGAGCCCAUGUGCGCCGGCGCUUGCGGUGAGAUCAAAGCUAUGUUGGUCCACGGAAAGAAGCUACUGAACCCGCUUGUUGCGACGCAAAAUUUCGAGUACAAGAUGAGCAAUAUCCUGGACAAACCGCUGGAAUCCGCAUUCGGAUUCAUUUCUGUGCUUCCGGGCGCUUUCUCUGCGUACCGCUACGUGGCUCUGCAGAAUGACAAGACUGGCACCGGACCCUUGGAGAAAUAUUUCCUUGGUGAAAAAAUGCACGGUACGGACGCUGGUGUGUUCACGGCCAACAUGUAUCUUGCUGAGGAUCGAAUUCUCUGCUUUGAACUCGUCUCCAAGAGGAACUGCCAUUGGAUUCUUCAGUACGUGAAAUCUGCCAACGGCGAAACUGACGUCCCGGUUGAGAUGGCCGACUUUAUUCUGCAGCGAAGACGAUGGCUGAACGGUUCUUUCUUCGCCGCUGUAUACGCCCUGGCCCACUCUUUCGACAUCUUCCGCAGCGAUCACUCGUUCCUUCGAAAGAUGAUGUUCCUCGUGGAAUUCUUGUACCAAACUAUCAACAUGCUCUUCGCCUGGUUCGCUCUCGGUAACUUCUUCCUGGUUUUCGCCAUUCUGACCAAGUCACUUUCCUCAGAAAUCGGAACAGCUGGAAAGGUCCUCUUCAUCGUCUUUGAAUGGUUAUACAUUGGUGUUCUGAUUACUUGUUUCAUCCUUGCCCUCGGCAACCGACCACAAGGAUCAAAUCGAUGGUAUAUGAGCAUGGUGUACUUCUGGGCGAUCAUCAUGGCCUAUCUCAUGUUCGCCUCGAUAUUCAUCACCGUCAAGUCGGUCCAAAAGCAAAUAUCCAACAACAAUGGGUUCAAUGUCGCCGACAUCUUUGCAGACAAAAUAUUCUUUACCUUGGUGGUAUCGCUUGCUUCGACGUACCUCAUGUGGUUUAUCGUCUCGAUCCUCUUCCUUGACCCAUGGCACAUGUUUACGUGUUUCAUCCAAUACCUUCUCAUGACGCCGACCUAUAUCAACAUCCUCAACGUUUACGCCUUCUGCAAUACGCACGACAUUACCUGGGGUACCAAGGGUGACACCAAGGCCGAGAAGCUGCCCUCCGUCACAACGAAAGCAGAUGGAAAAGCCGAGAUUCACGCCCCUACCGAUGACGCCGAUCUCAAUACCCAGUACGAAUCGGAGAUCCAGACUUUCUCCACAAAGUACAAAGAGCCGGAAAAGAGCGUGUCGGACUCGGACAAGCAGGAAGACUACUACAAAGGCUUCCGUUCAGGUGUUGUUCUGUUCUGGAUGUUUUGCAAUCUGGCACUUUGUGCGGCCGUGCUGCAGACGGGUGGACUGGAGGUUACGAUCAGUGAUGCGAAUGAGGCGGCACAGAAGAAGACCCAAGCAGCAACAAUCUAUCUCGCGGUCGUGCUGUGGAGCGUGGCAGGUCUGUCUCUUUUUAGGUUCAUCGGGGCGAUGUGGUUCUUGGUUGUGAGGAUGUUCCGCGGUGUGUAAAAUAGAGGUGUCUUACGCUGGGGCUUCACAGUCCUUCCUGGAUGUCUCAGUAGCUGUUUGGAUACUUUGCUGGACUGGUCUCCAGUCUGCACAGGUCUGUGUAUCAUGUCGUUUUCAUUAUGGCGUCGAUUGAUGUCUUGGAUACGCCUGUUGGGGUAUGAUGACUAGCGUGCAUGCUUUUGAUACCAAUACCAAUGAAGUGCGUU